Molecule: messenger RNA, 417 nt
Organism: Fusarium proliferatum ET1
Lineage: Eukaryota; Fungi; Ascomycota; Sordariomycetes; Hypocreales; Nectriaceae
Source: RefSeq, a predicted model, not a curated record
AUGUCUUAUAUUCACAACGCAGUUGCUAAAAAUGUUCUUUUCAUAUUCUUCAUGAAUUGGUGGGUACUACCUACAUGUAGGCAGUUGCUGGACUUCUCACCAGGUCCACUUGAUUCAUGUUUCGCAUUGCUACCCUCUGUUAUGACUCAACAGGCCCUGCUGCCGCAACUACCUGUGACUCGACUAUGGCAACUUUCUGCUAAUUCACCAACUAAAACCGUUACCAGCAUUACUUCUCAGGGCCAGAUAAGGACCUGUGCUUGUUGGUUUUCGGUUGAAUUUUUGCGCAAAUCAGACCUGAAAUACCUCGUUGAAUACCUGUCUGUUAUUCACCAGAAACAUGAGAGUCUUCUGCAGUACGAUUUGGCUUGUAACAGCUCACAGGGUUCAGACAUGACUAGACCAGCACGUGAAUAA